Molecule: messenger RNA, 762 nt
Organism: Fusarium proliferatum ET1
Lineage: Eukaryota; Fungi; Ascomycota; Sordariomycetes; Hypocreales; Nectriaceae
Exons: 1
Coding region: 1-762 (253 amino acids)
Biological process (GO): steroid metabolic process
Cellular component (GO): membrane; cytoplasm
Molecular function (GO): Delta24(24-1) sterol reductase activity; flavin adenine dinucleotide binding
Source: RefSeq, a predicted model, not a curated record
AUGGUACUUGGAAACGGAGAUAUAAUCCGGGCAUCGCGCGAGGAACAUGAAGAUCUGUUUCAUGGUGCUGCAGGCGCUGCAGGGACUCUAGGUUUGACGACAUUGAUACAGAUCAGGCUCAUCGAAGCGAAGAAGUUUGUCAAGACAACGUAUCACAGAGUUGACAGUGUGUCGUCUGCUAUCUCCACAACGCAGCAGUGUUGCGAGAAAGUACAUGUUGAUUACGUUGAUGGUAUUCUCUAUUCGAAGGACCAUGGCGUUGUCAUUACUGGCAAGUUGACCAACACCAAACCAGAUGACUGUCCGGCAUGGACUUUCAGUAACGCGGGAGAUCCGUGGUUCUAUCUCCAUGUGAAAGCUCAGACCGAGACUCUCCCUCCCUCGUCAAAAGUCACGGAAUACAUACCACUCGGCGAAUACCUCUUCUGGUAUGAUAGAGCUGCUUUCUGGGUCGGUCGCCAAGGAUACACAUACUUCAAGAUCGUCCCGUUCAACAGGUUCUUCCGCUGGCUUCUGGAUGACUACUCUCAUACCCGGACACUGUAUCAUGCACUUCACGCAAGUCGAAUCUCGGAUCAGUUCGUGGUUCAGGAUCUAGCAUUGCCAUACGACACAGUCGAAGCAUUUAUUGACUGGGUGGAUUCAGAAUUAGGGAUAUGGCCCCUUUGGCUUUGUCCUCUGAGAGGCUGUCGAACACCUACUUUUCAUCCCGUCACGAAAAGCUCUUCAGUUACCGACGCAGGGGAUAACAUAUCGCAAUAA